CGCGGAAGUGAUUCUCCGGAAGCAGCAUGGCGGCUCCCCUCAAUUGAUUCGGCUCUACCUGGUGAACUGCUGACGAGAUGCAGUCGGACGAUGUUAUCUGGGAUACACUAGGAAACAAGCAAUUUUGUUCCUUCAAAAUAAGAACCAAGACUCAGAGUUUCUGCAGAAAUGAAUACAGCCUGACUGGACUGUGUAAUCGGUCAUCCUGCCCCCUGGCAAACAGUCAGUAUGCCACUAUCAAAGAGGAGAAAGGACAAUGCUACUUGUAUAUGAAGGUUAUAGAACGAGCAGCUUUCCCCAGGCGUCUCUGGGAACGGGUCCGGCUUCAUAAAAACUAUGAGAAAGCACUGGAGCAAAUAGAUGAAAACCUAAUUUACUGGCCCCGUUUCAUUCGACACAAAUGUAAGCAGAGAUUCACCAAGAUCACCCAGUACCUAAUUCGAAUUCGAAAACUUACACUUAAGCGACAGAGGAAACUUGUUCCAUUGAGUAAGAAGGUGGAGCGGAGGGAAAAACGAAGAGAGGAAAAGGCAUUAAUAGCUGCUCAGCUGGACAAUGCCAUCGAAAAAGAGUUGCUGGAGAGACUGAAACAGGAUACGUACGGUGACAUCUACAACUUCCCCAUCCACGCCUUCGACAAGGCCCUGGAACAGCAGGAGGCAGAGAGUGACUCUUCGGAUGCUGAGGAAAAAGAUGAUGAAGAAGAUGAAGAAGAUGUGGGAAAAAGAGAGUUUGUGGAAGAUGAUGAAGUGGAUGAGAGUGACAUAAGUGAUUUUGAGGAUAUGGAUAAACUGGAUGCCAGCAGUGAUGAUCAGGAUGAUAAAUCCUCCAGUGAAGAAGAAGAAAAAACCCUUGAUGCCAAACACAAAGGCAAAACACCUCUGAAAGGGCCUUUGAGGAGGAAAAGAGCCUACGUAGAGAUAGAGUAUGAGCAUGAGACAGAGCCCAUGGCCAAGGCCAAAACCACGUGAUUUCCCUUCAGACAUUUGUAAAUAGGACUGAACACUUUCCUUUUUUACAUCUUAAACACAUAACACUUCUGGGUUUUGCUCUUCAUCUUAUUUUUUAACACAAUAUUUGUGUUUUUAAUAUUUAUGCUAGUUUUGUGUGGCAAAAAAUCUGGGAGGGAAUGGACAAAGGCCUAAAUUGUGAAUAUUUUUAUAGCAUUGUUACAUGACAUGUGCUGAAGUAACAGCUUGAGCCCAAGAAGCAUAAGGGAUGAGUCUGUGGGUAUAAAUAUUUCUAAAUUUAAAUGUUACCCACUCACCCCUGUUUCCUUGGCAUCCUCCCCCUUGCAGGCCUCCCCCACCCCUUUAUUUAGAAAUGUCCAGAUUCCAUUUGUUCAUAUUCUCCUUUCCCUACUUCUGUGGGAGUUAAAAAGAAAGAAGGCAAGAGAAGGUCUAAGUUAUAAUGUUUAGUAUAAAUAUACCUUUUGCCUGAAAUAAUUCCAUUUAAAACAACUGGAAGAGAAAGAAAAUCCUUUCCUCUUCAGGAAAGUAAUACAAGUCUUAAGUUGCAUUGCAGGGAGCUCCUUCAGAAAGCUGCUGCACUCUUCGGAUGCAGUUCCCCACCUGACUGUCUUCACAGCUGCGGGGGAUUUUAGCCAGGAGACCCUGAAACGUGAAACCAAACAGGCUUGUUUUGAUUGUUACUUCACCUUGGUGGUUCUUCCUUGGUAUCAGACUCAAAGAAGGAAAGGACUGAUGACACUAGGGCAGUUCACGAACUGGUGUUAACGCUGGGAACUGGAAAUGUCCUCCUGGCUCACGAAGCAGCAGCCUUCUACCAGCCAGGAUGAAGCAGAUUAGAUCUAGGGCUUGAAAACUGCUUGAGGUUAAAAAGCCAAGAUGAAUAUAGUAUCCCUCAAUAUUUUUAGGAUGUUAAUUUCUUUUUGUGCUGCCUGUAACUGUAAAUUGAAGAUUUUGAGACAAUGAUUUAUAAAUUAUGUAUAUGUGGACACACAGCUGUUAUAUGCGAUGGCUUGGAAAAGUAAACUUCUGUGGAAUAUGAGACCAAAGGAAGAAUUCCCAAAUGGAUAAAUAAAGUAUGUGGAAAACAUCA
Molecule: messenger RNA, 2061 nt
Organism: Bubalus bubalis (water buffalo)
Lineage: Eukaryota; Metazoa; Chordata; Mammalia; Artiodactyla; Bovidae
Gene: MAK16
Product: MAK16 homolog
Exons: 10
Coding region: 78-971 (297 amino acids)
Biological process (GO): maturation of LSU-rRNA; maturation of 5.8S rRNA
Cellular component (GO): nucleolus; preribosome, large subunit precursor
Source: RefSeq, a predicted model, not a curated record